This is a messenger RNA of Salvia miltiorrhiza (redroot sage), 709 nucleotides long. RefSeq names its product protein IQ-DOMAIN 20. Gene Ontology annotation, molecular function: protein binding. The coding region runs from base 53 to 451 and encodes 132 amino acids. NCBI's taxonomy places the organism in Eukaryota, Viridiplantae, Streptophyta, Magnoliopsida, Lamiales, Lamiaceae. The record is from RefSeq and is a predicted model, not a curated record. The transcript is spliced from 2 exons.
CUCAACUUCAACAUCCAUCACCUCUCAUCAAAACAUCAUAUUUCAGAUAAACAUGGGCCGGCACAAAGACCAUCCAUGGUGGAGGGCCAUUCCGAGGAAACUUUUCCGGUCAUCGCCGUCGCAUAGCCAUCCCGACGACAGCAACGCCGCUGUUGUCCUCCACACAAACAAUGGCAACUUCAGCCAAGAACUCAACAGCAGCCCACAAGAAGAGAAUGCCGGUUCAGAUUUCCUGUCCAAGGAAGACAUGGCAGCCAUUACAAUCCAAUCAUGCUUUCGGGGUCAUCUUGCGAGACGAGCUUAUAAGGCGCUGCGGAGCUUGGUGAGGCUGCAAGCUCUGGUUCGAGGGGUGAUAGUGAGAAGACAGGCUCGCAUAGCUCUGGAUUGCAUGCAUGCACUGGCUCGCCUUCAGAUCACAGUUCGAGCUCGACAGCUGCUGCUCAACAAUUAGUACACAUCAAAGGAGUUUUCUGUUUUGCAUGAAUCACAGCAAUUGUGACAAGCAAGAAUCAGCAAUACAAUACAUGUAUAUUUUUCUUGUUCUUUUCCUGGAGAAUCUUAUCAUUAACCGCAUUUCUUACAUCAAGACUAGAGUUUAUGGAAAGGCAAACGAUUUGAUGUUACACAACUUGUACAGAUCAUUAACAGAGCAUACCAAGGACCAUGUACUGAUCAUUGAAAGACAAAGAUCAGGAAUGUUAAAAGACAA